This is a messenger RNA of Chenopodium quinoa (quinoa), 585 nucleotides long. RefSeq lists its product as uncharacterized. NCBI's taxonomy places the organism in Eukaryota, Viridiplantae, Streptophyta, Magnoliopsida, Caryophyllales, Amaranthaceae. The transcript has a single exon. The coding region runs from base 1 to 585 and encodes 194 amino acids. The record is from RefSeq and is a predicted model, not a curated record. Gene Ontology annotation, molecular function: nucleic acid binding.
AUGAUUCUUGAGAAAACGGUGGAUAGGUCUAAAAAAGAUUGGUCUACAAAGAUUGAUGAUGCUUUAUGGGCCUAUCGCAACGCGUUCAAAACUCCUAUUCGCACCACACCAUACAAGCUUGUUUAUGGGAAGUCAUGCCACUUGCCGGUAGAACUUGAGCACCGAGCUCAUUGGGCUAUCAAAACAUUGAAUUUCGACCUUCAAAGCGCUGGUGAGAAUAGGUUGCUUGACCUCCGCGCCUUGGAAGAAUUGAGAAUGGAUGCAUAUGAGAGUGCAAGGAUCUACAAAGAAAAGACCAAGGCUUGGCAUGACGAUAAUAUUAGCAAAAGGGAGUUUAAAGAAGGUGACAAGGUCCUACUAUUCAAUUCCCAGACGAAGUUGUUUCCGGGUAAGCUCAAGUCAAGAUUGAGUGGGCCUUUCACCGUUAAGAAGGUGUUUCCAUACGGAGCAAUUGAGAUUUCAAAUGACAAUGGUGAAUCGUUCAAAGUGAAUAGCCAAAGGCUUAAGGCAUACUUUGACGGUUUUGUACAUAAGGAAGCCAAGGUUGUUCACCUUGAUGAGUUUGAUGUUCCUUACUCUCAUUGA